Molecule: messenger RNA, 348 nt
Organism: Lactuca virosa
Lineage: Eukaryota; Viridiplantae; Streptophyta; Magnoliopsida; Asterales; Asteraceae
Source: the annotation of a GenBank genome assembly
AUGGAAGAGAAAGAAAAGGAACUCGUUCGACAGCAAGGGAUCAAGGAUCCAACUAUAAAAGUUCCAAGAAGGAAAGAUUUUUACAUCACCAAACCUGACACCAUAUCAGAACCAAUCGCUCAACCAAAUUUUCCUCAAACUGAUCCCAAGGAUAGAGGAAAACAGAAGAUUGUCUUCUGGCUUAAGAACGAGUUAGCUAAAGAAGCUCAAAUGGAAAUAGAUGAAGAGUUAGCUAAGCAACUUAAUGAAAAGGAGUUAAAUUCUAAACAAGAGAUGCUUCUAAAAAAGAAAUAUUCAGAAAUCUCGCCUGAAGAUAGAAGUACAUGGCAUGAUGAACAAUUUAUGUAA